Molecule: messenger RNA, 3812 nt
Organism: Procambarus clarkii (red swamp crayfish)
Lineage: Eukaryota; Metazoa; Arthropoda; Malacostraca; Decapoda; Cambaridae
Source: RefSeq, a predicted model, not a curated record
UGGAAUACACCGAGGAGGAGUGACAACUCUUAUCUCAAGCUGGUAAGUCUAUAUGUGUCUAGUAUAUAUUCAGUAUAUCCUUUUGGAUCACCAUAUAUCCCGGUAAUAAUCGCUGGCUACAGACCAUCCCAUCUUGAAAUGAAGCAAGAGGACAACUUGCUGUGGCCGUCAACCUUGUGAUCACCGAAGAGGCUCACCAAUGGUAGUGACAGACAUACCCCCACUCCUGAAACUGGUUACCAGUAAAGUGAACGGCAUAUUCCUCGAAGAUGUUCACCACCAGUAAGUGACAGGCAUACUCCUUGAAGAUGUUCACCACCAGUAAGUGACAAGCAUACUCCUUGAUAACAUACACCCCCAAGAUUGAUAAGCAUUAGUGAUAAGUGGCAGACAUAUCCCCUAAGAUGUGCACCAAUAAUACAUUGACAGGCAUACUCCCAGAUGACCUUCACAAGCUGAGAUACCAGUGUGUUGUCAACAAGGAAGGACAGAAGUUGUUUUACAAGGUGUUUACUUGGUCCUACCUCGGAGGCAAUCUAUCAGUCAAGGAAUAUCUCUCCACCAUUCCCAAUUACACAAACGAUCUAUAUAAAAAACAAUUUAAUGCCCACCAGCGUACAAAAUUGAAUGCUGGGAUUCCAACCAGCAGCUUUGAUAUAAGCCUUCUUUACAAACUUCUCUGUCAUGUGUGUAACCUUCAGAAAGAUAAAGCAUGGAGUUCUGAAGAUCCAGCUGGACCCACCUUGGAAAACCUCAUAUACAAGGUAAAGGAGCACAGGAAUCUGCUGGCUCACGAGGAUCUGCAAAUGAAUGAGCAACAACUGCAGCUUAAACUAAAUGAACUUCAACUGUUAUAUAAGAGGGUAAUCUGUGAGGCUGGAAUUCGUUUCUCUAAACCAGCUUCAGAAACCAAUCGUAUCAUAAUUAAAAUUAAUAACAACAUUAACGGAUUCUGUAAGAAGAUCCGGGAACCCUUUGGACCAAAUGAUAUCGCUCUCUAUCAACAGGAGGUCAAAGAAUUUCGAGAACAAUUGGAAUCCAUCAUAAAGCAAGCAGCACGGGAGGAGGUUGAGCAAUUAUAUGCCGACACCUGCAAUGUACACCUUGUACCAUGGCUACUGGUGGACUAUCAAAUCAAGCCGAUACAGAUCUUCACCAGAUUUGUCAUAAAUGAGGAUGCCACUUCUCACAGCUUUGCAGAAGAGGAACAAUCAAGAGAGAUUUCUGUUAAUAACAUUUUGGAGGUCAAACGUGAUCAUAAGUUGCCUGAAGUGCUUAUUUUAACCGGGGAAGGAGGGAUGGGGAAAACAACUUUCCUAAAAUACCUAACAGAGGUGUGGAUCACAGACCCAGAGAUGAUCCCAGGCCUGGAUAAGGUAGAGCUGCUGUUGUACAUUGAGUGUCGCCACCCUGCAAUUAGAACGUUUGACCAGUUGCUGAAACAUACGCUGCAUGCUACAUCUAGAAAUGUGAAUGUUGAGUUUGAGAUAAUCAGAGAGGCAAUACUUCACAUGCAGUUACUCAUUCUUGUGGAUGGAUUCGACGAGGUCAACGAGGCAUCCGGGAAUUUAAUUCGUGAAGUGCUGAACCUUCCUCGACACACCACAAGAAUUAUCUUCACAACCAGACCAGACAGCACCAACACCCUCACCAAGCUAAUACCACAAUCUAAAAGAAGAGUCAAUUUGGUCAUGAAUGGUAUCACUCCUGACCAUCAUCAACAGUUUGUUGAGAAGCUAUGUUGCAGUUUAAUUAGUGAAGAGAGAUGGUCGCAUAUCAGAGUGCAGCUCAAAGAAACAUUUUCAGUCCUGAAGCAGCAACUUGGAAUGCAUCUCAACAACCCACUAACCCUCACACUUGUAACACUUCUCUUUCUCAAAGACCAAAACACAUUCAACAUGCUCACCACUGCCACUGACCUCUAUGAUGAACUGAGAAAAUUGCUUACUGAAAAACUCACCGAAAGACUAUCCAAAUAUACAUUUGACUCAGAACUGGAAUUCAAAUGUUACCAAUUUCUAGAGUAUAGUGAUGCUCUCGCCUUCCGAGCUAUGAAGCGGCAAGAAUACGAGCUGCAGAGUGAAACGGUUAAGAACUUAAAAGAAAAGUGUAGCAACUUGGGAUUACGUCACACAGAAGUCUUGUCUGCAUAUUUCACGACACGCCGCUCAAGGCAAGGUCUCGUCCCCUGCUUGUAUUACACUUACCAUCACUUGAAGUUGCAAGAAUUCUCAGUAGCAAAACAUCUCCUCAAGGAAAUCACUCAAUGCACUAAUCCUGAAGAAAAUAUCAAGAAUUUCCUCAUAGAAGGUGAAAUGUGGAAGAAAGAGAAAAGGUUCCAAAAUGUCCUGGUACACCUGACAAGCCUUCUCGCUAAGACUUGCCCUGAUACUUUGGCCAGGUAUGCUACAUUUAUUAUAGAUAUGGUGCACCUUGAUACAACCUGUAUUGACUAUGUCUUGGCUCAUGUCACAGAGUCCAAACACAACGAGUGGACUGUCAAAGCUGUUGCAGCAAAGCUCGACAUGCACACCAGUGUUAACAGCUGGUGGCAGAUUGAUGACUACAAUAAUCUUAAGAGCUUGUCUUCAGUACUGGAGUGCACACAAGUCAGUCCAAACAUGGUAAUCCUAAGCAUUAAGUCCAGCAUCAUUCCUCAGGAUCUUGCAUUGGCACUUGACAGUCUGUCCAAGCACAAUACCAAACUGGCACUAGACUUUCCCCAAAACUAUUUUGGGUUAGACAGUUGCCCUGUGGAUGAGGCCAUGUUGAGGCUGUCAAGCUCUGAAGGGCCGUGUCGCCUGGUGGGGUUCCGUGGUCCACUCACACCGGAGGCAUUGGUGAAGAUUCCCGAGUGCGUAGAAGAACUCCGCUUGCUGAUUGAGCCCGAUGGUCUCCAUGCCCUCAACACACGACUUCCCAGUCUCGGCCAGCUCAACAUUCUAGGAGUCAAGUACGAGGACAAAGAUCGCAGAGAUCCAAGCACACUUCCCGUACUCCAAUUUUCCGGCACAGACCUGUGCUUCACCUUCAACCCAAUCAUCACGGACAAUACUCUAGACUUGGACUGGGCUAGUGCAAUAUUUGCCAGACUCUGUGCUGGUAGAGAGAGUGGCAGCUGCACAAGUAUUCUCUUCAGAAAAACCCACCUUACAGAGCAUGGAGGUGAGAAGCUACUUGAAGCUCUUCAUCAAAAAGGAGUUAGAGUGAAGAAGCGCAUGGACAUCAAUUCGUCAUAUAGACUUUCUUCAGAUGGUUAUAAUCGCCUCCAAAAUCUUGCUAAGUCACUUCACCUUAGAGAGUUUUUGUGGCAUCAAAACAAAGAACAAGAGAUGCUCCAGUGACAAGCACCUGCAGAAUCUUACCAUCGCCUAGUCUUUACCUGUUCUUGCCAUUUUGACAAUCAAAAAUGGACAUCGAGUCCAGUCUCCACCUUCACCAUUAUUAACAAUAGCAUGUCUGAUUAAUAGAGGGGGGGAGAACUAGAAAUUUGCCUUUAUGAUGCAAGAUUGGAUAAUGGGGGUUCUUCCACUGUACUUACUGGUUUUACAGAACAAUGAUAAUCGUAUGAAUGACAUUGCUCUAUACAACGGUAAUGGACAGUUAAAUUAUACACGUUAAUAAAUUAUGGUAUCUGAAACUAACAAAUCAAAUUUGUGUUAGUAUCAAAAAGAAAAAUUCAAUUAUAAUGACCAUUGUGGUAAUAUAAAUAGGCACUUUUGUAAUACUACUCUAGUCUGUACAAUUUAUACUUGUCUUGUAUAUACUGUACUUCAACAUUUUUCCCUUUAAAUAUACCAUUUAUUUUGUAA